GUCGAGUAUUAACUGAUUGCUCUUGAGCUUAAGAAUGUUUCUAAGUGUUUGCUUAUUUUCUCUCUUGGUAAACAGAUUCUUCAUAACCCGGUAAUGCGAUUAAAAUUUUCAAUGCAUUAGUGUCUUACUGCAAUUCCAUUUUGGAUUAUGAAGCUGAUUUGGAUUGUAUUUUCAAAAACGUUGUCCAAGAAGUUGUAAUUGACCAAAAAUGUCAUUUGCAACUCUUUGAUACUCGUUCACUUCAUAUGCAUUACUAGUACUAGUGGCUAUUUAUAUAAAUGAACGCCUUUAUUAUUUUUUGCUAACGAUUUACUAAAGAGUUUGAACACUCCUAAAAGCUUCAAAAGACUACCUUAGUUUCUAAAGAAACUAGUCGCCAAAUAAUUGUCAUCAGGGUAAUGUCACUACCCAAUAAUACUGUAUCAUCCGUACACCUGGCUUCCGAGUUCUUUCCAGUAAUAGAUCUACUUCAUCAUGUAUGUUGUACAAAGCUACUUUAAAAACGUCAGUGGGGAGGCUUUAGAAGAAUAAUUUUAAAAAACUCAAAUACGGAAUUGAGAAAAUGUAGCAAAAGACUUCUGUUAGGCAGACCUCGCGCUAUCUAGUUCCUGUUAAUAGAUGACAACUUAUUUCCUGUGAUUGCUGGUAUCGAGACGGAAAUUAAAUGAAUGGCAACUCCCAAAACUAGUCUGUAAACUAUUAGUAUAUAAAAUCAUUAGAUAAUUACUAAGUAACGCGACUAUCAGGUUUAUAUAUUUCUAUCAUCAUAAGCUUUCCAUGAACGCUCAAGUUACUGUUGUACGAUUUACUGUCCUUAUUUCGUUGUCAGUUUGUCAUUUAUCCUCUGCUAUCAACAGCCACUCUUUGGCUCAUUUACGUAUAACUGUUAUUACGUAUACUGUGAUAUGGUCAAGUUUGUGAACCACGUAUGUUUGAAAUAUAUGAUUCGUAUAUUGGGGGCUGGUUACGGACUUCAAUACUCAGCGGGUCGGGAAGCGAGAGCAUUGUAGGCCAUUAGAAAUCUAGCUGUUGAGUAAAUGUUUUUUGCCCGCAGUCAUAUUGCAAUUGGUGCUUCUGUCAUUUGACAUCAAUUAACGGUUAAAGACGCAACAACUGGUUAUGACAUUUUCUGCAACUUAAAAGUUCAUUGUUUUUCUGUCGCAAGAUCACGUUUUGUUAAUCUAUUCACAUAACUGUUCCGUUUCGAUCUUGACUUCUUGAAUUCAGAAAUAACCAAUCUCUCUUCACUCCAGUCUUAUUCCUGAAUUUGUUUGUAUCUGGUAUGAUUGGUAGUGUUGUGUGUCAGAGGUUGUACUAUCUAACUGACAAUAGUUCUCGUUCUUGAAGAUUUUCAAUAUCUUGUUUAUAAGAGCUCCCCGUUUUACUGCACGGCGGCUCGUUAUUGAAGUGUCAUGUAUUAGCUUUCCGGUCUGUUUAUUUUACACAAAUCCAGUUUGAGUCAUCCUAGUUUUUUGUUCAGAUAUAUUAAACCCUAUCUCAGUUUAUGACUUACACGAGUAAUGUACAUCAGUUGACUUCAUCAUUGUAGAUUGUUGAUUUUCUUAAUAGACUUUAUAAGACGAAAACCUCCGUGUCCUUAUGCAUAAAUCAGUAAAAAUGACGAAGACACUCUUUUUUUGUUUUAUUCUCACCGACAAAAUACCUCAGUAAUAAAUUUCUAAUAGUAUUCUACUUGAAAGUGUUCACAUUACGUCUGUCAGACUUGUAUAUCAUGUCAUCAUGUAUCGAAAUGAAAAUGAAUUGCCUGUAAACUUUAAAUUAUUACUGAUCGGAGAUAGUGGAGUUGGCAAAUCAAGCUUAUUAAUGCGUUAUACCAAUGAUUGCUUUGAAAGUCAGCUAUCUGCAACUAUCGGCGUCGAUUUCAAAGUUAAACUUGUUACAGUUCCUGAUGGAACGAAGGUAAAACUUUCUAUCUGGGAUACUGCUGGUCAGGAGCGAUUUCGUACUUUGACACCAAACGUGUAUCGUGGUUCACACGCUGCUGUUUUUGUGUUUGAUGUAUCGAAUCAUGAGAGUUUUGAUCAUCUUAGCAGUUGGAUGGAAGAAUUACAAACUUAUGCAGACAAUCCAAAUAUGAUCAAACUUCUUGUUGGCAAUAAAAUUGAUAAUAUCGAUCGUGAGAUUUUUCGUGAAGAGGGUCUUCGUUUUGCCCGUUUAUACAAUAUGAUGUACGCUGAAACAAGUGCAAAAACCAGUGAAGGCGUUAAUCAGUUAUUUUCUGAUGUUGUUAAUAAAAUUUAUCAUCAUCCUGAAUUAUGGAAUCAAGGCAAAAAGCAUGCAUAUAAUUCUGCAAGUCGUGUCCACUUGAAUGAAUCUCAAAAUAAACAGACCAGUGGUGGGUGUUGUUCUUAAUAUGCAUAAACGCAUCGGCAUACACACUCCCUUACUCUCUGCCUGUUCAUGACUAUUCCACUCGAUCAUUGAAAAUUUCUGAUUUUAUCCAAAUAAAUAUCAUAUUUGGUGUACUAUAACGGUUUCUUUUCAUUUUUAAACCUUUCCUGACCACACUAGACAAUUCAUCACACUGUCUUUCUUUUAAUGUGUCAUGUCAUGCUAUAUAUAUGUGAGGCCUGUGCUAUUAUUAUUUAUCAGCCAAAAUUUUGUGAUGCUUUCAAAGUUUUGUGCUGCUUUUCUUUUACUUUCUUUUCGACUAGAUGAAUAUCUAGAAUAUAAGCUACUUAAUUAUUUUUUCAUUGUUCUUGUUGUUGUUUCGAAAAUCAAAAUACCUAAAGACCAUUUUCGUUAUCUGUUUAAACCACAAGUUGUCUUUUCCAAGAUUUUGCUUGUUUAUUUUUCACUACAUGCUUUAAAACCGAUCACAUUGUUUUAAAGAAUUGUUUUUCGCUAAAUUCAAUAUUAUUUCAGGUGAUUUGUAUAUAUAGUUUAUUAGAGUCAAUAUUAAAUAUGGACGAUUCUACUGUCUAGUGUAUU
Schistosoma turkestanicum is the source of this 2952-nucleotide messenger RNA. Lineage: Eukaryota; Metazoa; Platyhelminthes; Trematoda; Strigeidida; Schistosomatidae. The record is from the annotation of a GenBank genome assembly.